This is a messenger RNA of Knipowitschia caucasica, 951 nucleotides long. Lineage: Eukaryota; Metazoa; Chordata; Actinopteri; Gobiiformes; Gobiidae. The record is from the annotation of a GenBank genome assembly.
AUGGAUCAGGCGUUGCUGCUGUUUCUGUUGCUGAGCGAGUUGUGUUGGCCAAUGCUUCUGGCCCAUGAGUACCAUUUUGUAGCAGAGCCCAUGUCGUGGUCUGAUGCUCAGACUCACUGCACACGGCACUACACAGACCUGGCCUCAGUGAGCGACAUGAAGGACCUGCAGAGACUGAAAACGGCUGCAAACGGACUCUCGGAUGCCUGGAUUGGACUACAGUCCAGUGGCAAACUCUCGGACCGCGAAUGGCACUGGUCUCAGCCCACAGUUAAGUACAAUGAAGCAGAAACCCCGUGGAUCACAGGGCAGCCUAAUGAUGGGAACGGCUUUGAAACUCAAAACUGUUUGAUGAUUGACACCAACGGCCUGUGGAAUGAUAUCCAGUGUGCCGUUGAAUUUGAAUGUUUUAUCUGCUACAAUGAGUCCUCCAACACUGCCAUCAAGAUCCAUGACCCCAGUAAUGGAAGGACCUGGAUAGAGGCUCAGCAGUUCUGCAGAGCAAAGCACACUGACCUAAUGAGUGGACAGGACCAGCAGAAACUGCUAAAGGAAGAUUCCCAUAGGUGUUUGAUCGGCCUGUUCCGGGACAGCUGGCACUGGUCCGACAGAAGCCCCUCCACUUUCAGAAACUGGAAAUCAUACGUGAAUACAGACACACAGAAAUGUGCGGCUCUGGGAGAUGAGGGCCGAUGGGAGAGCGCUGAGUGUGGCCUCAAGAUGAGCUUCAUCUGCCAAGGAGCUCUGAAGACUAAAAAGACUUUGGUGAAAAUAAAUAUGUCCUCACCUGUGGAUCUGAACCCACUCAGCCAAGAAAUAUUGGAACAGCUGCAGAAACAGUUGGACGCCAACAACUUUGGGCACGUCAAACUGACCUGGAAAAAGGACAAGAAUCAAUGUGUUUUCAAGAAGCAAAUAUCUUCUUCAUCCAAAAAACAACCAUGUGCCUGA